Orcinus orca (killer whale) is the source of this 8877-nucleotide messenger RNA. RefSeq names its product AMMECR1 like (gene AMMECR1L). NCBI's taxonomy places the organism in Eukaryota, Metazoa, Chordata, Mammalia, Artiodactyla, Delphinidae. The coding region runs from base 4469 to 5401 and encodes 310 amino acids. The record is from RefSeq and is a predicted model, not a curated record. The transcript is spliced from 8 exons.
CCCCGCCGCUUCCUCCUCCGGCCGCCCCCCGCCGGCCUUCUUGGCCCCGCCCCGUCCGCGCCGCGCGUCUGGCCCGCCCGCGGCCCGCUUCUCUCGGGAGCCCCCACCCAGGUGCAUGGCUCCAUGAAGCAGGAGGAGGAGGCAGAGCGCGAGAGGUUCCGUCUGACCCGGCUGCGUCUGGGCCAGGAGGAAAGGUACAGGAAGAAGGAAUGGAAUCGGAAGGAAGAAAAUUCAUUUCAGAGACAAAAUAGCUCCCCUCCUCUGUUAUAGCUGUUCCCCUGGCAAUACAAACUUUCUGCUUUCAGUGAGUAUUACCUUGGACAUACUUAGACUAGAAUUUUGUUGCUUUUGCUCUCUUUUUUCGUUUUAGGCCUGUGCUAGGACUUUAGGAUGUAGGUUUACUUUGUUCGCUUCUGUUAUUCUGCUUCCGUGAGGGUGUCCUAAAGCUGAUGAAUCCUUCCACUUGCUCUCUUUAUAUGUAAAGACAAGUUUAUUUUCCAUAAUCCCAUUAGAGUGACCUAGAUGGUGGUGUAGUAUUACACUUACCCUUCGCGUCUCCCACCGCUUCCCAAAUUAUGCAUUUUUUAAAGACAAAGAUCAUAACUUGUAGGUUAAUGCAGUUCCUGUCAAGGUCAAUUAUUGGGUGUCUUCCACAUGGGUAUAAUCUUCAGAGAUUUAUGGAACAUUUUGCCCUGAAUCUGCUAGGGUGAUACUGUUUUCUUAAAAAUAAUUAAAAGUCUACACGUAAACCAAGUUCUGGAAAAAUUUUUAUUACUGCUGCGUUCCCCUCAAAUGUGUUAAUAACGGUAUGCAAACACUUGUAAGAGAGUUUUCCAGAUCGCUUCGCAUCUUACUGGAGGCUCACAGCCACUCUGUGAGGAAGGCAGAGGACAAAUAUUUUCAUUUUACGAAUGAAAGAACCAAGGCCCAGAAGGAUCUGGCACCCUGCCAUAGCUCACAGAGUACAGGGAGGGGAUCUAAAAGGAAAACAGAGCAUCUGACUCCUUGUGGUCAUGUUUUUCCUUAAGCUAAGUUGGCAUGAAAGUGUAUAGUACUGUGUAUUUUUCUAAAUCUGUAAAUUUUAGAAGCAAUUGUAUAGGUAGAUCUCUUUUUCGCAGGGAAAAUUUUCACACAGCAAAUGUUUUGGCUGUUUAUGUGUGUAUGAUGGGCUUUCGUGUAGAAAUGAUUAUUUGAAAUGAUGACCAGAAUGUUUGUGGGUCUUUCAUCUGUUUCUUGGAAUUGUUCCAUAAUAAGUAGGCCAGAAUUAUAGCUCAGGUGCCGUUUCACUGCUCAAAUAAUGAUUAAAUUGAAUUUCAGUUCAACUCUGUGUCACAAAGGAAACAGCAGCCUGUUCCCUUCUGCGUAAAGCUUGGUUUGAAUAGACAUCCGGAGAGUAAAUAAUAACAGAAGAAAAUACAGAGACCUCUUUUUUCUUUGCUUUUUGCCUACCUUCCAAAUCCAUUUUCUAUGUUAUAAGGUCAUGCCCCCGCAUAGGCUGUUUGGGGCUUCAAAAGAUGACUCUCUCUCUAUUUUUUCCCACCUCCAGGCUCUUCUAGAUGUUUUAAUCUGGUUAUUGUUGGAAAUCUAACUACUUUGACUCAGUAGUUCUGUUAGUACUCAAUAUAUAUCAAGGUAUCUGUAAUAACAACAACAAAUUUAGUUUCUUUUUAGUGUAUGGCUGCAAGCUUAAAAGAGGACCCUUGUAGAACAGAACUGUGCACAGCUCUCAGCCCACUAUUCCUUAUAUCUUCUGGUGUCUCACAAUGAAAAAAACAGUGGAUGACUUAUUAGAAGCAUGUCUCUCCAAAGAGGAAAAGCAUCAAGGUCAUUAGAGUAAUAACUCCAUGUUAAUAAUAUGAUCUUUCAAUGUAUCUACAAAGCAGAAGUAGAGUCACGGUUGUAGAACACAAACUUAUGGUUACCAGGGGAGAAGUGGGGGAGGGAUAACUUGGGAGAUUGGGAUGGACAUAUACCCGCUACUAUAUGUAAAACAGAUAACUAGUAAGAACCUACUGUCUAGCACAGGGAAGUCUGCUCAAUACUCUGUAAUGACCUAUAUGGGAAAAGAAUCUAAAAAAAAAAAAAGUGGAUAUAUGUAUAUGUAUAACUGAUUCACUUUGCGCUACAUCUGAAACUAACAUGACAUUGUAAAUCAACUAUACUCCAAUAAAAAUUUUUAAAAAAUAAUAUCUUUGAGCCUACAUGGUAGUUCUUAAUAGAAUUUUAUUAUGAGGACAUUUAUCCCUCUAGAAAUCGUAAGAACUCAGAGCUAUGUUAUUUAUAUAACAAACCCUGCUUUUAUCGGUAAAGGUAGUCCUAGUAUUAGUAAUAGCAGAUGCUUUAAUGAAUAGUAGUUCUGUGCCAGAGAAGUGCUAGAUGCUUUUCAUGUCUUAGUGAAUUGCUCACAACUAAGCCCUCUGUGGUAGCAGGAGCCCAGGUCCACAGAGAUGUGACAGCCUGCCUGAGUUUGUACCUGGUAAGUCAGAUUGGGGAUUUGAGCCUAGACAGUAACCCCAAAGCCUGGGCUGUGUCCUCCGAAGAUGGGAGCUGCUCUGGGAAGGCACCAGCUUGUUGUUUUCAGUGGACUUAGGAGCCUUGGAAGGGACCCCUAGCAAGGGAGGAAGGCCCUCCUGUCCAGCCAGCCACGUCUGUCAGGGUGUCCUCACAUCCUCCCCUCAGUACUGGUCUCCACACCUUGUUUAUGUUUAUAACAUCAGCAAUUUAUGAGACAUCAUUUGUAUUAACUCCUUUUUUUAAAACUUUUAUUGGAGUAUAGUUGUGUAUUAACCCCUGAAAUCGUAAAUUGCCCUCCAGACAAAUAAUGCUCCCUUGGGUAGCUCUUAAAGCGCCCCAUCUUUGAUAAAGAAAAGAAAAUUCUUUUCAAGUGCAGUUUAGAAACUAGGUGUGUCCUUUGGAAGGAAAGCCUUGAGCAACCUGCAGUUAAACAGCACCUGCGGCCAAGUCUAGGACUGACCAGUUACUGUGUUUUAGCCAAGAAGCCAGCUACCACCAUAAACCAAACCAAGAAGUUACUGUAGGGGAUAUUUGACGUGUUUUUUAGAAAUGAAUUGUCCACGUUGGCUCUCCGCCUUGCUAUGAAUUAAACCAUUCCUUGGUUUGGGCUGAGUAGAGCUGAUGUGUUUUGGUUUGGUUUUGGUUUUGUUUUUUUUGGCCACACCCCAAGGCUUGCGGGAUCUUAGGUCCCCGGCCAGGGCUCGAACCCAGUCCCCAGCAGUGAUAGUGCCGGGUCCUAACCACUGGACCGCCAGGGAAUUCCCUGAGUUGACAUUGUUGAUAAUAAUAGAUACUUGUAUUUUGGUCACUUUUCAGCUUCUGACACACUCAACAGUCAGCACCUCACAGUGAAACAAGAGUAUCUAAAAGUCAGGUUGUGCCAUAAAUAUUCUUUUUAUUAGAAAGGCUAACUUAAAUGGAAUUGCUGGGAGAUCUGUAGAUAAGGUUGUUGGUGUGUGUACCAUGUGCAAGACGCUGUGUUAGGUGUUGCGAAAGAAAAAACACAGAUGCGGCUCGGCCUCUGAGACUAAAGGUGUUGGUGAGUUCAUUGCUGGCUGGAAUUUAAGUGGCCCAGAUCAACAACACACUGCUCAGCUUUCCCACAGAGGGGGCCGGAGAGGUGCCUUUGUUGUGCACCCUCGUGAAGGCCAGGACCCCUUGAAUACUGCAUGUCAGGUAAAGGGUGUGGUGACUUUUUCAACCCUGAGAGCAACUUUACUUCAUUUGACACUUGCUAGGUUAGGCGGUCUUAAGAGGUAACACAGUGAUUCCUGUUAUUUCCUCCAGCUUUUUGUGGAAGUGUGGGUAUUGUCUCCAUCUGGUGGAAAUCCAGUUUUAACUAGUUCUUUUUCAUUGUUCGUUCUAAAGUGGACAGACGGUAGGAAAAUGACAUCACUGCCAUUGGCCCUUAAAGUGGCCCUUGAGUUUAGCUUUGAAAGAGUAACCAGCUGAAGGCUCCGAAGGGUCUUAGUGGUGCAUGUGUUUACAAAGCAAGGGCUUUUGCCUGAUUCCAAUUACUUCCGAUGAACCAGCUUGACAGGAGUAACAUUUAUUUGCUCCUACUAUGAUCAGUGUACCAUUGCUGGUAGUGUUCAUGAGGUUUGGGGGAAGAGUGAGAACAAAUGCACACAGUCCUAGAAGAGGUAGACUGUGCCGUUGGGGUAUUUGUUUUUAGCUGGUCAGACAGCAGGUUAGUCUGUUGUACUGAAAUGCUGUUAUUCUGAGGGAUCUCACACUGUGCCCUCAGAAGCCGAGCGGUUGGAGAAAUGAAUGUGUCUUUGGUCGUUGUAGGACAGUCCCAGGAGCCGAGUCUGGGACACUUAGCUGUGGUGAGAUGCCCGCUUUGUUGGAGUGGGGUUAGAAGAGUCUCACUUUAAAGAGGAACUUGAUGAAAUUGAUAGGUUGAGGUUGAUAUGGGUUCCGCAGCAUUCCAGACCUCAAGCACUGGUUCAGGAUGGGAAAAAGACGCUGCGUCCCCCCACUGGAGCCCAAGCUGGCAGCAGGCUGUUGUGGGGUUAAGAAGCCUAAGCUGUCUGCAGGUGGGACGCACGGUCACGGGAGCCAGUCCACAGCCGUCCCCGGCUCCAGCGCGGGGCCUCUUCAGAACCACCAGCAUGUGGACGGCGGCGGUGGUCGCGAGAACGUGUCGGACUUAACUCUGGGACCUGGAAACCCUCCCAUUACACGGAUGAACCCCGCAUCGGGAGCGCUGAGCCCUCUCCCCAGGCCCAAUGGAACUGCCAGCACCACCAAGAAUCUGGUGGUGACCGCAGAGAUGUGCUGCUACUGCUUCGACGUCCUCUACUGUCACCUCUACGGCUUCCCACAGCCACGCCUUCCUAGAUUCACCAAUGACCCCUAUCCGCUCUUUGUGACGUGGAAGACGGGGCGGGACAAGCGGCUUCGUGGCUGCAUUGGGACCUUCUCAGCCAUGAAUCUUCAUUCAGGACUCAGGGAAUACACGCUAACCAGUGCACUUAAGGACAGCCGAUUCCCCCCCCUGACCCGAGAGGAGCUGCCUAAGCUUUUCUGCUCUGUCUCCCUCCUUACUAACUUUGAGGAUGCCGGUGAUUACCUGGACUGGGAGGUUGGGGUCCAUGGGAUUCGAAUUGAAUUCGUCAAUGAAAAAGGCGUCAAACGUACAGCCACAUAUUUACCUGAGGUUGCAAAGGAACAAGACUGGGAUCAGAUCCAGACGAUAGACUCCUUGCUCAGGAAAGGUGGCUUUAAGGCUCCCAUUACCAGUGAAUUCAGAAAAACCAUCAAACUCACCAGGUACCGAAGUGAGAAGGUGACAAUCAGUUAUGCAGAAUAUAUUGCUUCUCGACAGCACUGUUUCCAGAAUGGCGCUCUUCAUGCCCCGCCCCUCUACAAUCAUUACUCCUGACACACGGCUGCAUGACCAGUCCCACCCCCCCGUGGCCACCAAUGGCUAUGACAUCAUUGGAGCAGAUGCCUCCUCUUCCUGGUCCAGUUACUUUUAUUACUGCACCAUUUUAUGAUGCUAGCUUCCGUUGCCAAGUCUGCCUCCAGCUGACUGAGGGGGGCGGGGUUACAUCGAAUGAAACAGAACUUGAGGGGCCCAAGCCUUAUCUCAGCCUUUCCUCAGUAUGGGGUUCCGUUGGAUUGGGGCUCCUCCAUGACUAGUGAGAAUUCCGUGUGGGUUCAGAAGACCUUGGCUGCAGGUGCCGCUGGUGAUUCGCUGCCUGUGUGUUGGCCACUCAGUGGAAGCUGGAAUUGAUGGUCCAUGAAGGCUUAGCCCACACACACCCCUGCAGCCUCCCCAGAUCGAGUAGGUGUAUUCCCCUGGCAGUCUGGGCAACGGAGACCAACAAGAAACGUUUUUAGGUUGUUUUAAAUUCCUUUUUUUAAACUUCCAGUGUAUAGCAUACCACGAGUUGAUCUCAACCUCCAUGCUUCGUAAGUGGACGCCAUGUUAGGGUCGAACGUGGGCACCAUGAGUCGUUUGCGGCUCCUGGACAGAGACCCACCUCAAGAUCGGAAGCCCUUUGGAUGGCGUUGCAGAUCUCAUUGCUCAGUUAGCCUCAAAGGUUUUAAUUCUCAUCCCACUAUCAGUUGGAUUUUCUGGCACUCUUCCUGCAUUGAGUCUCCUGGUAUCGAACAGAGCGCUGUGGUGUAGCCUGCAGAGGAAUGGACUGGGAUGCCCGCGGGAGGUCCUGACGGCAUCGCUGCAUGCAGUGUCGAGGGAGAGACCUCUUCCUUACCACCCGGCUACCUCACUCCUCUACUGGUGGCAGUGCCUAUAGCUGGAUCUAGGUUCUCAGAGGGCAGAGGUGUUCAGACAAGCACUUGGGUCGGGCUCUAGAAGGGCACGUCGGCAUAGGAGAGAAUCCAGGGUCUCUAAGCAGUUUUUCUGUUCCGGCAAACAUCCUGAGAGACCUUUAAGCAGAGGAGUUCCUUUUUCUAGUUUGCCUGUAGAAGUGGGAAAACUGUUGCUGUUACAGUCCUUACAGGACUUUAGAACAAAGCUGUGUCAUUAAACAAGGUGAAUCUUUAUCUUGCCUAACAUGCCGGGAAUCUUUACCCCACCAUGGCAGAGUUCCAAAUAGCUCAUUUUAUUCUAGGUCAUUCAUCCUUUCGUGUGGCAUAUUUCCCUUUCUCGUUGUUGCUGAUUCCAAAUACCUGUCAGCAAGUUUCUCCUCCCUCUUGCCUAUUCUUCACUCAUAUGGUGGCAAAGUUCAUAGAAGCUGGGGACUUGGAAGACGCUUUGAAAACAUGGUCACAGAGGCACUGCUGAAAUGAUUCACAGGAAGAGGUGGCCACUUGGAAGAAAGGACCCUACGGGUGAUACACUGGUUUUCAACAACGUGUUUAGAGAACUCUCGACGCGGAUUGGGUGUCAACCCAGUGAACACAAUGUUUUGAUUUAAUUUAUUUUUAAUGUUUAUGUGGUAGUGGUGUGGCUUUCCGAAAAUGGGCAGAUGUUCAAGUCAAAGGGUCUUUGGGGUUUGCUUCUGCCAGGAACGGGGGAGGGGGAGCAGAGGCACAAUCUGAGGAACGACACACGUGCCAUUCUAGGCAUAGUUGUCUCGUUUCUUGAAGAGAUGGGUAAGGGUGAGCAGGUGAGCUCGGCACAGUCCUCUGCUGUUGGCGAGGGUGUGGAACGGGCAAGGGAAGCGCCGGCUGACGUCUGGAUGUGCGGGCUGGGCUGCUGCACGCCGCCGCCUUUCCCUCGCGGUGUUCGUGAAAACAGGCUCCCAAAGAGGAAGGGGUUGUUUCGUGAUUUCCUGCUGCUGAGAAUAAUAAAUGUCUUGUUGCAAAUAAAUGUGACGGCAGUUACUCUUAGGUGCCAUGGAUCGAUGUCAGGGUGGUCAGCAGCUCUGGACUAAACCGCCCACCUCCAAUUUGUACAACAGUAUUGAUACAUAGGGCUACACUCAUUCCUGUUCAAGUCUUCUAUGUUGAAAGUUGUGUUUAAUUUCUAAAGUUUAAAAAAAGCAAAAAAAAAUGGUGCUAAACUUUCACCCCUGAGCACGCUCAGUGAGACUGGUCAUGCAAGCAUUUUCAGUGCCAUGCUCUUUCAAGCCUAUUUUUUCUCGUAGAAAUGUUGCCCUAUUUGUCUUCCCCAACGUAUAGUAUGUUUUUUUAUUUUAUUGAGGGUGGGGUAGGAUACCUGCCAUUUAAGAAAAUGAACAGAAGAUUUUAAAACCCAGGAAAUGGGGGGGGAAAAUAGCAGUGCACAAGAAUCGGGCUCCUGAAGCCCAGCACCACACUGACGAGGGCUCCGUGGGCUCUCUCCACUUUCUGGAGUGAGGAAGCCUGACUCCCUGCACAUUCCCUCACGUCCCCAUCCAAGCCCAGCAGUGGAGAUGCUCGAGGUCCUCUUGCCUUGGCAAGGGGACUCAGGAGUCGGCCGAGGAAAACUGUUUGGCCCCGUGAGGAAUGGCACUGUCAGUGUCUGUCCCGAAUGGAGCCUAGUCAGGAAGUGGUCUGGAAGUAUACGGUCAAGGUCACCUCCUGAAGAUGUAUGGCAGGUGGCUCUCAGGAAAAAUACUAAGUCUGGAUCAUCCACGUGGCAGCUUUGCGUAGGGAGAUGACAACUCCGAACUGGAACUGACCUGCCUUCCACGUGCUUGACCACAGCAGUGAUGAGGGCGGCCAGUCCACGUAGUGGGAGUGGUGGGUUUGAAGAGAAGGGAAGGUUUUUCUGCUCGGUGUUUCCUUUGUCCUUGGGCUGCUCAAGCUGAACAGUAACCACUGUUUUCAAGGAACCAGCUCCACCUUGGCUGGUUUGGUUCGGAGUUCGUUUCAUCCCUAGCUGUGAGUGCCUUUUGGUCUGGAAGGUUGGCUUGUCUCAUAAUACCCACAGCUAGGACAUUCUCUGUAAUUUCGAAUUGUCCUUGUUCUCCAUUAACUAAAAGAGAAUGUCUGAUCACUAGAGUUCGUCGGUGUUGGAUUGUUUCCACUGUGAGGUUCUUAAACUUUUUCGCUUCAUGAUAUUAAAAAGCAACUCAUGUUAGAGACCCUUUCAACGUGAAAGGUUUGUAGUUGAGACAUUACAUAUAUUUUAUUGUUUAUAAUAAAUAUCAUCUGUACAAAAGUCCUGGGUGUUAAUUUUAAUAUUUGCACAAGAUCUGUUUUCCAUGAUAUGUUAACACCUACAAUUUCACUAACUGUUAUUUUCUAUUGAGAUUCUGGAGCCUAGGGAGCUAUUUGUUCUUUUUGUUUAUUUUCAUUCUUAUUUCCCUGAAGCAAGAGACUUUGUAUGGCCUUCAGUGCAAAGACUUUAGACCAAUUCUUUGUAUUACACUUGGUUGCCUCUUGGCUAUAUAACUUCUGAGUGCAAAUCAUUGAACUCUUUAACAAAGUAUUGUAGAGAAUAAAUCAUAAUGGGUAAAAAUU